GAUUGGUGGGCCAAAAUGAGAGGUGGCGGGGAUCUCGAAGAAAUACGAUCUUCAUGAACAGGAUUUUCAAAUGCCAGUCGAUCGGUUCAUGUGUAAACCAUUGCAUUAUAUUUCCAGCGUAACCUUAAUUUCGUGAAAAGCUUGUAUGAUCAUUUCAAAAUACACGAAAUACGCGAAGUACUUUUUUUUAAAUUUACCUUCUUAAUUAGCUAAUUAAAUUCAAUUUCUCAAAAUAGUGUCUAUAAUGGAGAAAAUAAGAAAAACAUCCACGGAAGAAAGCCUGUGUUUCAUCAGGCAGUCGCUGAAGUCGGAUGAAAUGGAUCAUCUCGAAGGUACUCAUUUUGACGGAUUGUACCCCCACGUGUUUGUUACGCUCGGAGCUUCUGGUGAUUUAGCGAAAAAGAAAAUCUACCCAACGCUAUGGUGGUUGUUCAGAGACAAUCUUUUACCAAAAACCACUACAUUCUUCGGUUACGCGCGCACGAAUAUGACCGUGUCUCAAUUAAGAGAAAAAUGUCAUCCGUAUAUGAAAGUGAAACCAGAUGAGCAAGAAAAAUAUGAGGAGUUUUGGAAAUUGAAUCACUAUGUCUCUGGUAUGUACGACUCGCAGAAUGGAUUCGAAGUGCUGAACAAUGAACUGAGGAAAUACGAGCGAAAUUACCAAAUCGCUCACAGAUUAUUUUACCUGGCCUUGCCGCCGACUGUUUUCGAAAGCGUAACCGUACAUAUUAGGAACGUUUGUAUGGGUAACAAAGGAUGGACCAGAGUGAUUAUAGAGAAACCAUUUGGCCGUGAUGCAAUUACAUCGCAACAGUUAUCCGACCAUUUAGCGUCGUUAUUUGGAGAAGAUCAAAUUUACCGUAUCGAUCAUUAUCUGGGCAAAGAGAUGGUUCAGAAUCUGAUGACCCUGCGAUUUGGUAAUCGUAUAUUCAGUCCAACCUGGAACAGAGACAAUAUAGCUUCGGUGCAAAUUACGUUUAAAGAACCGUUUGGUACCCAAGGGAGAGGCGGCUAUUUCGAUGAAUUUGGUAUCAUUAGAGAUGUCAUGCAGAAUCAUCUGUUGCAAAUUUUAUCGUUGGUUGCGAUGGAAAAGCCCGCGUCUUGCCAUCCGGAUGAUAUCCGAGACGAGAAAGUGAAAGUGUUGAAGUGCAUAAAGCCUUUGAUGUUGGAGGAUGUUGUGCUAGGUCAGUACAUUGGUAACAUUGAGUCCAAUGAUCCUGAUGCUCAACUUGGCUAUUUGGAUGAUCCUACUGUACCAGCUGGUUCUAAUACUCCCACGUUUGCUUUCGCUGUAUUAAGAAUUAAUAACGAACGAUGGGACGGGGUUCCAUUUAUUCUUAAAUGUGGGAAAGCGUUAAAUGAACGAAAAGCAGAAGUUAGAAUACAAUAUCAGGACGUGCCUGGUGAUAUAUUCGAUGGAAAAGCAAAGAGGAAUGAAUUGGUAAUUAGGGUACAACCAGGCGAAGCGUUGUACAUUAAAAUGAUGACAAAAUCGCCUGGUAUUACAUUCGAUAUGGAGGAAACAGAGUUAGAUCUUACAUAUGGUUAUAGGUACAAGCAUCUGAAACUUCCGGACGCGUAUGAACGACUGAUAUUGGACGUAUUCUGUGGCUCGCAAAUGCAUUUUGUACGCAAUGAUGAACUUUCGGAAGCAUGGAGAAUUUUCACGCCUCUGCUUCAUCGAAUAGAAAAGGAAAAAAUUAAACCAAUUCCGUAUAAAUAUGGUUCACGAGGACCUAAAGAAGCGGACGAACUGGCAAAGACAAAUAACUUCCUCUAUUAUGGUUCGUACAAAUGGGUGAAACCAUAAAUAAAAUUUUUAUGAUUUGAAAAUGUAAAAUGUACAUAUAUACUAUAGAUCGCAAAAAAUU
Frieseomelitta varia is the source of this 1871-nucleotide messenger RNA. RefSeq names its product glucose-6-phosphate 1-dehydrogenase (gene Zw). The record is from RefSeq and is a predicted model, not a curated record. NCBI's taxonomy places the organism in Eukaryota, Metazoa, Arthropoda, Insecta, Hymenoptera, Apidae. The coding region runs from base 245 to 1810 and encodes 521 amino acids. The transcript is spliced from 7 exons. Gene Ontology annotation, molecular function: glucose-6-phosphate dehydrogenase activity; NADP binding. Gene Ontology annotation, cellular component: cytosol. Gene Ontology annotation, biological process: glucose metabolic process; pentose-phosphate shunt, oxidative branch.